AUGAACGCCAACGGCACCAAGCUUCGGAUCGUGGUCGUGGGCGGCGGGAUAGCUGGGCUGGCCGCCGCCGCCAUUCUUCGACAGAAACAUGACGUCGUGGUCUACGAUCGCGACCCGGAAGACGCGCCCGAGCGAGGCGCCGGCAUCGGACUCGGGCCCAACGGGAGCAAGAUGCUUAAGAGCGCGUUCCAGUUUAGCCCGGAGAAUGUAAAGGCGACGGUGUGUUCUGGUACGAGGACAUACGACAAGGAGGGGAACUUGUUGCGAGAGAUCACCGGCGUGACGGAACCGUUCGGGAGCGAGUGGCUGUUGAUGCAUCGACAGGAUCUGAAGGAGGAGUUGACCAGACUGGCGACGGGAGAUGCUGCGAAGCUGGGUAUCUCUGGGCCUCAGGCUAAGAUUGUGCAUGGUGUGGAGGUGAAAGAGGUAGAUGUUGAGUUAGGGAAGGUUGUCCUGAGUAAUGGGGAGGUGGUUGAAGCAGACGUUAUCGUUGGUGCUGAUGGGAUUCAUUCCGUUGUGCGGGAAGCUAUCCUCGGCGGAGAGCCGAACAUGGUGUCAUCCGGUGUUUCGCUCUACCGCUUCGUCUACUCCCUGGACAAGGCAAAGGAGGUACUUGGAGGCCUACCAGCCGCGAUUGAUCCCGACGCGGGCGGGUUUCUCAAUAUGAUGACAGCCGACGACGACUUGAGACGCAACAUAAUCUUUUACCCGUGCCGUAAUAACACCGCUCUCAACGUUGUUGCUCGAGUACCCGACACCAUGCUGUCACAAGAGAGUGAAGCAUCGUGGAGUGCUGAAGGUAACAAGGCGGAAAUGCUCGAAAACUUGAAGGAUUUCGCUCCCUGGAUGCUGGAAAUCAUGAGAAACGUCGAAGAUGUGAGGUUGUACAAAGUCAAAGACGCGGAUCCGUUGACUCACUACGUCGGAGGCCGCGCCGUCAUUCUUGGGGACGCAGCCCAUCCGAUGACGCCGUUCCAGGGACAAGGGGCAACCCAGGCAAUCGAGGACGCCGAAGGUCUUCGUCUUCUUCUCCACGAUAACGUCAACGCAAGCAACGUUUUCGGAGUGUUGCAAACUUGGGAUUCCGUGAGGAGGCCGCGGGCAUCGCAGGUUCAACAGAACUCGCGGUAUGCGACGGACAUCUCUGCGCAGGGUCAGCUGGACAGGAUGAGACUUAACUGGACGUACAACGGGAUUCACGCAGCUCUGAGAAAUCGGUGA
Colletotrichum karsti is the source of this 1221-nucleotide messenger RNA. RefSeq names its product FAD binding domain protein. The record is from RefSeq and is a predicted model, not a curated record. The transcript has 3 exons. Gene Ontology annotation, molecular function: monooxygenase activity; FAD binding. Lineage: Eukaryota; Fungi; Ascomycota; Sordariomycetes; Glomerellales; Glomerellaceae. Bases 1 to 1221 code for a protein of 406 amino acids.